AUGCCUUUUUGUAAGGAUGACCAGGUUUGUGCAAAAGGGGUGAGGUGCAUGCAGAGGGAGAGGCAGGCACUUCUCCACUUAAAGACUGCCUUCGUUGAUAAAUAUGGCAUGCUCUCAUCUUGGACCACUCCUGAUUGUUGCCAAUGGAAAGGCAUUACCUGUAGCAAUUUAACUCACCACAUACUAAUAGUUGAUCUUCACGGUGAUUGGUUUGCUAUGGAUGAGUUUUUUCUCGGUGGCAUCAUCAGCAAGUCACUGCUAGAGUUGCAACACUUAGAGGUUUUAAACCUCAGUUGGAAUCGAUUUCAAGGUAUUCAAGUACCAUAUUUCAUUGGUUCUCUAAGAAAUUUGAGAUACCUUGAUUUGCCAAAUUCUGGUUUUGGUGGAAGGAUUCCAAACCAGUUUGGUCUUCUUUCACAUUUGAAUUACUUAAAUCUUGAAGGGAAUUUCCUGGAGGGUUCGAUCCCUUGUCAACUUGGAAAUCUCUCCAAGUUGCAACAUCUAGAUCUUAAGGAUAACUCUUUAGAAGGAAAUGUACCUUCUCAACUUGGGAAACUGUCAAACUUGCAUAAGCUUUAUCUUGGAUAUGGUGGAGCGCUCAAACUUCAUGAUGGAGGUCUUUGGUUGUCUAAUCUCACCUCGUUAACCCAUCUUGACUUAAGUUUGAUGGCUAAUCUUAAUAAUUCUCAUAGUUGGCUGCAAAUCAUUGGAAAUUUACCAAAACUCAGAGAAUUAAGCUUGUCUGAUUGUAGCCUUUCUGAUAAUUUCAUCCAUUCAUUGAGCCCUUCAAAGCUCAAUUCUUCUACUUCCCUUUCUGUCUUUGACCUCUCCUGGAACAAGUUUACAUCAUCCAUGAUAUUCCAAUUGGUGUCAAAUAUCAGUUACAAUCUUUUGAGCUUGACCUUUAUGGUAAUAACCUCUUGGAGGCUCCUGCAUCAAAUCAUUUUGGUUUGA
Messenger RNA from Vigna unguiculata (cowpea), 954 nucleotides. RefSeq names its product receptor-like protein EIX2. Lineage: Eukaryota; Viridiplantae; Streptophyta; Magnoliopsida; Fabales; Fabaceae. The record is from RefSeq and is a predicted model, not a curated record. Gene Ontology annotation, molecular function: protein binding.